Asparagus officinalis (garden asparagus) is the source of this 1914-nucleotide messenger RNA. RefSeq names its product calnexin homolog. The transcript has 6 exons. Gene Ontology annotation, cellular component: endoplasmic reticulum; endoplasmic reticulum membrane. Gene Ontology annotation, molecular function: calcium ion binding. Gene Ontology annotation, biological process: protein folding. The record is from RefSeq and is a predicted model, not a curated record. The coding region runs from base 88 to 1704 and encodes 538 amino acids. NCBI's taxonomy places the organism in Eukaryota, Viridiplantae, Streptophyta, Magnoliopsida, Asparagales, Asparagaceae.
AUCUCAGUUCACAAAUCAAAGCUAGGGUUUUCUCAAAAAGAUCUCUUUAUUUUAUUUCAUUUCCCCCCCUCUCUUUAUGAGAUUGCAAUGAUGGGGAAGUUGCAGAUCUCGUCUCAGAUCCUCUUGCUCUUGAUCGCUUGCUCCACGACUCAGAUUUGGGCUUCAGAUGCAUUAUUUUACGAAUCAUUUGAUGAAGCAUUCGAGGGGCGCUGGAUCGUCUCAGAGAAAGAUGAAUACGGAGGUGUAUGGAAACAUUCAAAGAGUGAGGGACAUGACGACUAUGGCCUUCUAGUGAGUGAAAAGGCAAGGAAGUAUGCCAUUGUUAAGGAGCUGGAGAAGCCUGUCAGCCUCAAGGACGGUACCAUUGUUCUUCAAUUUGAAACAAGGCUUCAGAGUGGGCUCGAGUGUGGAGGUGCAUAUCUUAAAUACCUCCGACCUCAGGAAGCCGGAUGGAUCCCCAAGGAGUUUGACAAUGAAUCCCCCUAUACUAUCAUGUUUGGCCCUGAUAAGUGCGGGUCCACCAACAAGGUCCAUUUCAUCCUUAAGCACAAGAAUCCCAAGACUGGGAAGUUUGUUGAGCAUCAUCUCAAGUACCCACCGUCAGUCCCAUCUGACAAACUUUCUCAUGUCUACACUGCAAUUCUGAAACCUGACAACGAGGUUCGUAUUUUGGUGGACGGUGAAGAGAAAAAGAAGGCCAAUUUCUUGUCUACCGAUGAUUUUGAGCCGGCUCUCAUUCCACCCCAGACAAUCCCCGACCCUGAGGACAAGAAGCCUGAGGACUGGGAUGAGAGGGCCAAAAUCCCGGACCCUGAUGCUGUGAAGCCCGAGGAUUGGGAUGAGGAUGCUCCGAUGGAGAUUGAGGAUGAGGAAGCUGUUAAGCCUGAAGGGUGGUUGGAUGACGAGCCUGAGGAAAUUGAUGACCCUGAAGCCACCAAGCCUGAAGAUUGGGAUGAUGAAGAGGAUGGAGAAUGGGAGGCACCUAAAGUUGACAACCCAAAGUGUGAAGCUGCCCCUGGUUGUGGUGAGUGGAAGAGACCGACCAAGAGGAAUCCAGCUUACAAAGGGAAGUGGCAUGCUCCUCUUAUCGACAACCCUAACUAUAAGGGAAUCUGGAAGCCACAGGAGAUUCCCAACCCCGAGUACUUUGAGCUUGAUAGGCCUGAUUUUGAGCCAAUUGCUGCUAUUGGAAUUGAGAUUUGGACGAUGCAGGAUGGCAUUUUGUUUGACAACAUUUUGAUAGCGAGUGACGAGAAGGUGGCGGAGUCGUAUCGGGAAAAGACUUGGAAGCCGAAGUACGAAGUUGAGAAAGCAAAGCAGAAGGAAGAGGAGGAAGCCGCAGGUCUCUCGAGUGGGCUUUCAAGCAUUCAGAAGAAGGUAUUUGAUGUUCUUUACAAGGUGGCAGACAUUCCUUUCCUGGAGAAAUAUAAGAUCCAGAUCAUUGAUCUCAUUGAGAAGGGAGAAAGCCAGCCGAACAUCACAAUUGGCAUCCUCGUCUCCAUCGCUGUUGUCCUCUUGACCAUCAUCUUUAAGAUUCUCCUCGGUGGGAAGAAGAAACCUGUGGCACCAGCAGCACCCGCUCCAGAAACCAAGAGCCCCGACGCUUCUGCUACCGAAGCAGAAACGAGCGCAGCUGGCAACGAAGAGGAUGAGAAAGAGGAUGCUUCGGCUCCCCGCCCCCGGAGAUCUAGGAGAGAAACAUAGUCAUUAAUUUGUUAGGGUUUUUUCAGUUUUGAACUUUGGUCAUUUGUUAUGCUACAUCUCCCCUGCGUACUCUUUUUUUCUAGCUAGAUUUUUGUAUUGUUUUUGAGUGUAUAUGGGAUCUGGAUUCUAUCAGUCCAGUUCUUGUUAUGACGAUCGUUGUUACGGUUUACCUGACAAAUUUUACGAAAUCUUUUACGCUCCUUUAUCUAA